GGACGACGAGGAUUGAAGCGAAACGGAGCCACAAUUUAAAAACCCACCACGUAGCACAUUGAGAGAGAGAGAGAGAGAGAGAGAGAGAGGGAGGGAGCGCUUUGCUUUAUCUCUGUGUGUUCCUCUUUCAUGGAGAUCAUGUGUUAUUAGGGGCCAGCCCCUGCAAUGAUAGCCAGCCCCAGCCUUCAAUUAAACAAAAGAAGAAGAAGAAAAAAAAAACCCAUCGAAGUUUCCUUGCAAGUUAUUCAAAGGAACCACCCCCUAAAGACAGGCCACCACCCAAGAGCAAAAGCCAUAACCACUGCCUCCCAUUAACUGAAAGUCCCUCAUCGAAUCUCAACCCACUUGCUCUUCUUCAGAUACCGAGCCUCUAAAUCUCUCAGCGACCCUCCAUCCUCGAAGGCGUCUCUCUUAGUUGUUAAAAUCGUUCCCCUGUUUCAAGGAAAUGGGGAAUGAUUCAGCUGAGAACGGGACCGAAGUGGGGGAGAGUACAGGGAGCAAUUUGGGCACAGAGGCUUCGUCGAGCGAAGAGAAGCACAGGUGCGAAAAUUCCGAGGAAACCUCAGAGGAGGCAGCGGCGUUGGGCUGGCCGACGUCCGAGAAUUCGGGUCCGUGUUUGGUAAUCGACGAUGAGGAAACCCAUUUGGAAGAAGGGAAGACGGAUAAGCCUAAGCCCAAUGUUUCAGACAUUGAGAUGAUGAAGGAAAGAUUUUCAAAAUUGUUGCUUGGUGAAGAUAUGUCGGGGUGUGGAAAAGGCGUAUGCACUGCAUUGGCAAUUUCAAAUGCCAUUACUAACCUCUGUGCCACAAUCUUUGGCCAACUUUGGAGGCUAGAGCCUCUACCUCCGGAAAAGAAAUCCAUGUGGCAGAGAGAGAUGGAUUGGCUCCUCUGUGUUAGUGAUCAUAUAGUUGAACUUACACCCUCUUGGCAAACUUUUCCUGAUGGGAGCAAGCUUGAGGUUAUGACAUGUAGGCAUCGUUCGGAUCUUUUUAUCAAUCUCCCUGCAUUGCGAAAAUUAGACCAUAUGCUCCUUGAAAUAUCGGAUAGUUUUCAUGAUCAGGAAUUUUGGUAUGUUGAUCAAGGGAUAUUAGCACAAGAAACCGAUGGCUCAGCCUCUUUCAGGAUGCAGUUUCAACGUCAAGAGGAGAAAUGGUGGCUGCCCGUACCCCAUGUUCCUGCUGGAGGCCUUCAAGAGACCUCAAGAAAGCAACUACAGCACAAACGCGAAUGCACAAACCAAAUCUUGAAGGCCGCAAUGGCCAUUAACAGCAACGCUUUAGCUGAAAUGGAAGUGCCAGGGUCCUUUAUUGACUCAUUACCUAAGAAUGCAAGAGAAAGCCUAGGUGAUGUAAUUUACAAAUACAUUACCUCUGAUCAGUUCUCCCCUGAGUGCCUCCUAGAUUGCCUUGAGUUCUCCUCUGAGCACCAAGCUCUAGAGAUAGCCAAUCGUGUAGAGGAGUCCCUUUAUAUAUGGCGUCGAAGAACAACAGCGAAGUCUAAAACCAAUGCAUAGAAAAGGGAGUUGUUGGCUGAUAGAGCUGAGAGUCUCUUAAUAUGCCUGAAGCAGAGAUUUCCUGGCCUAACACAAACCACAUUGGACAUGUGCAAAAUUCAAUUCAACAAGGAUAUUGGGAAAUCGAUUCUAGAAAGUUAUUCCAGAGUCUUGGAGAGCCUUGCAUUCAACAUUGCUGCUCGAAUCGAUGAUCUCCUAUAUGUUGAUGACUUGACUAAGCAUUCUGAUCAGAAAAAUGCCACGAUCCCUUAUUCAAUUUCAGUCUCUAGCACUCCUUAUGCUACUGCUUAUGGAACUCCAAGCUUCUCACCAGUGCCAUUGAUUAGCCUAGCUCGGGGAGAGAAAACCCCUUUCAGCAUCAGAAAAGGUCAUAAUCAGGGAUUUAGUGUGAAGAAAGUUUUGUCAGACUAUCUAAAUGGCGAGACGAGAGGGAGAAAUGAUAGCACUGUUAUCAACAUUUCAGCCCCGAUCCCAAGAAUGAACGAGUCAUAAUUCAUCGAGCUCAAAGUAAGAUCAGCCCCUAACAUGUACAUGACGUUUGUAAGAAGCUCAUAACCUACUAUUUUGACCUAUUAAGCCCCUACAGAUACCAUUUCCAGUCUAUUGAGUCCCUCAGACAACAAUGCUUUAGCUAUGUGUAGGGCAGAGAAACUCCACGAAUGCUUAAUAGACUGGAAAUGAUAAGUAGGACUUAGCGCUGUUUCAAUAAUAUGUUAUGGGCUUCUUAAAAAUGUUAGGUAAAUGUCAGGCCUGAUCUCACUUUGGGUUUCGAUUCAUCCGCAUCUGGAAAUGUAGAAGAAGAUCGGCCCGGAGCUUACCUGACUGCUUACUGAUUUGUGAAAUGUUAGUAGUUUCUGUGAUUUGGAAUGAGUGCUAGUGUGAUGACAUGAUGAUGAUUUUUUUUUUCUUUUUUGGAAUUUUAUACAGAAAUGUUUCCACAAGUUACUGAAUCA
Molecule: messenger RNA, 2466 nt
Organism: Asparagus officinalis (garden asparagus)
Lineage: Eukaryota; Viridiplantae; Streptophyta; Magnoliopsida; Asparagales; Asparagaceae
Product: rop guanine nucleotide exchange factor 7-like
Exons: 7
Molecular function (GO): guanyl-nucleotide exchange factor activity
Source: RefSeq, a predicted model, not a curated record